Brenthis ino (lesser marbled fritillary) is the source of this 615-nucleotide messenger RNA. The record is from the annotation of a GenBank genome assembly. NCBI's taxonomy places the organism in Eukaryota, Metazoa, Arthropoda, Insecta, Lepidoptera, Nymphalidae.
AUGACCCUGGAUAUAUCUGCGAUCGGUUCUCAUAAAGUUAAAAGCAUUCCUAGUGGCGAGUCCGUGGAGCUAAAAAGUUUUUGGCAAGAACAAAAUGUAGCGAUCAUCUUUUUCCGCCGUUGGGGGUGCAUGUUUUGCAGGUUGUGGGCAAAAGAGUUGGGUGAAAUUGCUCCAGUUCUUAAGAAAAAUAAUAUAAGGCUUGUUGGCGUCGGCGUUGAAGAAGUGGGCGCUAAAGAUUUUAUCGAUGGAAAGUUCUUUGACGGUGAUCUGUAUUAUGUCGAAGAUAGAUCAACUUAUCAGACGCUUGGAUUCAAACGUUUUAACGUCGUUUCCAUAAUAACUUCCUUGUUCUGGAAACAGUCAAGAGAUGCCAUUUCUAAAGGAAGGAGCAUGGGUCUCGGUGGGGAUCUAAAAGGGGAUUGGGUUCAAACUGGUGGUUUGUUGCUCGUUGGAAAAGGCGGGAAACUCAUUCGCCAUUUUACUCAAACUGGACCGAGUGACCAUUUGUCUAACAAGGACAUUUUGAAGUUAUUCGAUUUGGAGAAUGAAUAUAAUGCUGAAACAAUGGCGAAUAAGAAAAGGGAAAAUCUGGAAUGCAAUACAGAGCCGUCUCCU